Molecule: messenger RNA, 1618 nt
Organism: Emericellopsis atlantica
Lineage: Eukaryota; Fungi; Ascomycota; Sordariomycetes; Hypocreales; Bionectriaceae
Product: mitochondrial carrier domain-containing protein
Exons: 4
Coding region: 218-1321 (367 amino acids)
Biological process (GO): transport
Molecular function (GO): transmembrane transporter activity
Source: RefSeq, a predicted model, not a curated record
GCGUCACGAUUCGGCAGCUGCUUAACGUCAAGCCUCAUUCGACUGACGAAGCCGCGGGCAACACCAACAGACUCACGCCAGAGUUCCAAGUCUUGUACAGGAUCUUGGUCGAGGCAGUUCAGCACUCGCCGUCCCCGCCCAAGGGACAGGGCGACUGAGGAUCAUCGCGCAUCCUCGCCAGUCUGCCCGCCCUGGCCAGGCCUCACGCGAUUGCAGCAUGACCAUUGAGGCCACUAUUGCUGGUCAACAAAAUGUCCCAUUCGACCUCGCAGCCUCAGCCGUCAUGCCUCGUUCCGACUUGGGAGCCGGAGGGGCCCAGAAAGACCGCCGUCAGCACGACGCGCCAAGCGGCACGGCUUCCGAACCCUUCGUCAAGAGAUACCGAACCGAGAUAGCUGCUAGCACGUCGAGCGUGUUUUCGACGCUCGCUGCGUUCCCGCUGGACAGCGUGAAGACCCGAAUGCAAACAUACCAGUACCGGGGUUUCCUGGAUUGCGUACGACACACCUACAAUACGGAGAAACUUGGUGGAUUCUUUCGAGGCGUGGCAGCCCCAAUGGCUAGCGUUACUCUUGUCCGGACCGUCUCCUUCUCUUUGUACCAGCGUGCAAAACAUUCAUAUGCCGCUUGGGUGAAAAGGAAUUUGAACUACGAUAUUCUACGCCACGUCAACAAGCCUGGCACGUAUCCGAACCUCUACUCGAUUGGGUGCUUUGGUGCUGCCGGCGCAACAGCUGGAUCGGCCAUCACAUUUUUAGCCUGCCCUUUCGAGUUGACAAAGUUAAGUGCUCAGGUCUCCGUCCUCUUGGCGGAUCGAGCCGGCACAUGCCCGCGAAGCCGGGCGGUUGCCGCUAGUUAUCAGAACAAGGGCACAUUUCGGACCAUGCGCAACAUAAUGAAGCACCGUGGACCAUGGGGGCUGUACACGGGCUUCAGGCUUCAUCUCUUACGUGAUACUCUGGGAACGUCCAUCUAUUUCAUGGUCUAUGAAAGUUCCAAACAGCUCAUCACAACAUUCGGGGGAAACGAUCCCAACACGAACCGUGUGGCAGUUGUGGCAGCGGGCGGCCUAUGUGGGCUCGUAUCAUGGGCCAUGAUCUACCCCAUUGACUCCGCAAAAAGCAUCUACCAACGCAACGCCCUCUUGUAUUCGAAAGGCGAGAAGGUACCGGCACCGAAGAUCGAAUUCUUCAAAGGUCACAUGUAUCGCGGCCUGGGGGUAUCCAUGAGCCGCUCCUGUGUCGUCAAUGCCAUCUUCUUCUCGUCAUUCGAGUUUAUCAAGAAGCACAUCAAGACAAUGGAUAACGAUACCGCCUCAUGAAAGCGCCCCAGACUGCCAGGGGUAGCUCUGAUGGACUGUUAUUCCCCUUACCUGUAUCUAGGAACAAUCCUCAACCAGGGGGGACAUGACACUCUGGCAAUUGUGUUUAAUGGCGUUUAUUUGGCCGGACGGGAUACCCAGGGGCAUGGUUUGGCAAAUGCACUCUGAAGGUUUAGGGAUUGGUCAGGGCGCGGAUCUUACUUUUGCAUCAAUCAACGAACACGCACAUCACAUUUCUGUUUUUUGUGGCGAAUCAAAUCAUUUCGUGUUCAUCGUGCUAGAGCGACCAAAAAAGGG